AUGCUACUAUCUACAGUGCAGCCUUCUAUCAUCUCUCUCUUCUCAUCCACAAGCUCCGACCCAUUGACUCUGUUCAGUUCAGCUACCGAUCAGACUCUGCUUGCUGAUUCUUUCAUCCACUUUCUUCACGACCGGCUUUCUUCCCCGCUUCCUGAAUCCCCAAGGGUGCUUCUUAAACUGCCAACAGUCAGUGACGCAACAGAACAGGAAGAUUCUCCAGAUCAUGGUGUGCAGCUUGACCAAACCGUUCUUCAUAUUCAAUCACCAACGAUCCGAACUACGUACAUUCAAUGCCCACCAAUUCUUGCUCCUUAUGGUGACAUUGGGAAGCAUGACCGACCUGGUGGCUUGGGGAUCAGACAUCCUUGGAUGCACCUCCAGGUACGCAACUUGGCAAGGGAAUGGUCUGUCGAAGUUGGCAUCGUGGAUCAUGCAGGGCGGUCCGGUACCAUCCGUUUGUCUACUUUUCAGAACAAACCGUGUCUAAAAAUCGACCAACAUUCACGAUCACCACCCUUGCUUCUGCUUCCCCUGUCAUUUCCCCCUGAUUCGACGCAUCUUUUAACUCUAUGGAGCACCAUCGACAUCCACUUCCCUUCCCUUCUUCCGUAUUUCUCCUCGCCCGCCCUUCGCUCCAUGCAAGAUAUUGAUCAAGAAGACACUGAGGAAGACACGAAGUCCCAUGAGUGGGCUUCGAGUUCGCGUCCGAACACUACCGCACCGGCCUCUAUCCCUAGCGGGACCUAUUCACACGUCUCAUACGUUCGUGUGUACGCGAACUGUCGUCUUCGGAGGAUCUGGUUCGGAGAAGGCGGGCCAAGUCAAAAGGGUCCUUGGGAAUUUGAACUCUACUCCAGUGAUUGA
Psilocybe cubensis is the source of this 864-nucleotide messenger RNA. RefSeq lists its product as uncharacterized. The transcript is spliced from 2 exons. The coding region runs from base 1 to 864 and encodes 287 amino acids. The record is from RefSeq and is a predicted model, not a curated record. Gene Ontology annotation, biological process: positive regulation of cell motility; regulation of cilium beat frequency involved in ciliary motility; cilium assembly. NCBI's taxonomy places the organism in Eukaryota, Fungi, Basidiomycota, Agaricomycetes, Agaricales, Agrocybaceae. Gene Ontology annotation, cellular component: motile cilium; ciliary basal body.